Messenger RNA from Penicillium griseofulvum, 2313 nucleotides. RefSeq names its product Glycoside hydrolase, superfamily. The transcript is spliced from 3 exons. The record is from RefSeq and is a predicted model, not a curated record. Gene Ontology annotation, cellular component: plant-type cell wall. NCBI's taxonomy places the organism in Eukaryota, Fungi, Ascomycota, Eurotiomycetes, Eurotiales, Aspergillaceae. The coding region runs from base 1 to 2313 and encodes 770 amino acids. Gene Ontology annotation, biological process: arabinan catabolic process; xylan catabolic process. Gene Ontology annotation, molecular function: alpha-L-arabinofuranosidase activity; xylan 1,4-beta-xylosidase activity.
AUGCGCGACCGACCCAUCAAGCUCAUGCGGAGCGACCUAUGUGAUGUCUUUAUAUCAAAUCUUAAAUCCGCAAGAGAACACAACGAGCACUGGUUUCGUGCCGGCCUGUCAAACGCACCCUCUCUGCAGUCACGCAAAAAGAUCCUUAAUCUUGUCGAUGCUUCCGCGGGAUCAGAACGCCUUGGAUUGCCACCAUACGAAUGGUGGAAUGAAGCAACCCAUGGUGUUGGCUCCGCACCAGGUGUGCAAUUCACCUCAAAGCCAGCCAAUUUUAGUUAUGCCACCAGCUUCCCUGCACCGAUCCUGACAGCGGCCUCCUUCGAUGAUGCUCUAAUUCGUGAAAUAGCUGAUGUAAUUGGCAAGGAAGGCCGAGCAUUUGCCAACAACGGGUUUUCUGGAUUCGAUUUCUGGGCUCCAAAUAUCAAUGGUUUCCGAGAUCCUCGCUGGGGUAGAGGACAAGAGACACCCGGUGAGGAUAUAUUUGUUGCGCAGAGCUAUGUCCGCAAUUUCGUCCCGGGACUCCAGGGUGACGACCCUGAGGACAAGCAGGUUAUUGCCACAUGCAAGCACUUUGCUGUCUAUGACUUGGAGACAGGCAGAUACGGGAAUAACUAUAAUCCUACCCUGCAGGACCUGGCUGACUACUUCCUGCCUCCAUUCAAGACCUGCAUACGCGAUACAGGAGUAGGAAGCAUCAUGUGUGCAUACAACUCAGUUUCCGGAAUCCCAGCUUGUGCGAAUGAAUACCUUCUCGAAGAGGUGCUGAGAAAGCACUGGAAUUUUACUGCAGAUUAUAACUAUGUCGCGUCUGACUGCGGAGCAGUCACAGAUAUCUGGCAAUAUCACAACUUCACUGACACCGAAGAGGGCGCGGCCUCCGUUGCUCUAAAUGCCGGAGUUGAUUUGGAAUGCGGCUCUUCGUACCUGAAGCUCAACGAAUCUCUUGCAGCGAAACAUACUUCGGUCCAAACCAUGGACAAAGCCCUGACAAGGCUAUAUUCGGCACUGUUUACGGUAGGCUUCUUCGAUAGCGGAAAGUACAGUGAUCUCGGCCCUUCGGAUGUCUCUACCCCUGCUGCACAAGCUCUCGCGUAUGAGGCUGCAGUCGAAGGCAUGACGCUUCUCAAAAAUGACAAACUUCUUCCCCUGGGUCCUUCAAAUAAAUUCAAACGUGUUGCCGUUGUUGGACCAUUUGCAAACGCCACAACUCAGAUGCAAGGAGGCUACUCAGGGAUUGCACCAUACAUAAUAAGCCCAUUGGAAGCAUUCGAGGGCCACCAUGGAUGGAAAGUAAAUUAUGCUCCAGGCACUGCGAUCAACAACCAGAGCACUACUGGAUUCGACUUGGCUCUUGCAGUCGCAGAGAAGUCUGAUUUGAUAAUCUACCUCGGUGGCAUUGACAAUUCUAUGGAGGCCGAAACACUUGACCGAACCUCGCUCACUUGGCCAGCAAAUCAACUCGAUCUCAUCGAAAACCUAUCAAAGCUUUCUAAACCUAUGAUUGUUGUCCAAUUUGGUGGUGGCCAGCUUGAUGACAGCACCAUCCUCCAUAAUAAAGGAAUUCAAGCUCUGAUUUGGGCCGGAUAUCCCAGUCAAAGUGGUGGUCCUGCUCUGCUUGAUGUCCUACUUGGCAGAAGAUCAUUGGCUGGUAGACUGCCAGUCACACAAUAUCCAGCCAGCUAUGCCGAUGAAGUCAGCAUUUUUGACAUCAACCUUCGCCCUAAUCCGGAUGGUUCAUAUCCUGGACGAACGUACAAAUGGUACACCGGAAAGCCUGUGAUCCCAUUCGGCUACGGGCUUCACUACACGAAAUUCCACUUUGAGUGGGAGGAGACUUUGGAUACUGAGUAUAACAUUCAGCGGCUUGUUGCAUCCUGCCAGAAAAACAUCAAUGGCCCGGUUAACGACAACACGCCCUUUGCCACUGUCAAAGCACGGGUAAAAAAUGUUGGCCAUGAGACUUCCGAUUAUGUUAGUUUGUUGUUCCUUUCGAGCGACAAUGCAGGUCCGACUCCCCGACCAAAUAAAUCCCUGGUGUCGUACUUGCGACUCCACAAUAUAACAAGUGGAAGCGAAGAAGUAUCAGAGUUACCUCUUACCCUCGGAUCAUUGGCUAGAGCCGAUGAGAAUGGAAACCUCGUUAUUUUCCCAGGGCAUUACAAGAUUGCAUUGGACAUAUUUGAAAGCUUGGUUUUCGAAUUUUCGCUACAAGGGCAACCCGCGGUGAUCGAUACAAUCCCCAUGCCUAAUGCACAGUAUAAUUUUACUGUGCCAGUUCAUAUUGAGCCACCGUCCACUGAAGCACAUUCAUGA